AUGCAUAUGUUUCCAUUUGGUCAUGUUGUAUACAUGCCUUUAUCAUCAUCAUCAUCAACAACAACAACUUUAUUAGGACCUAUAUCGACAGAUUUUUCAUCUUCUUCAAUAAUUCCUCUAUAUAAUACAACACUAUUAAACAAUCCAUUCAACAUAUACACAAAUACGAAGUUUGAAUAUAAUGUUCAUCGACAAACAUUACCUCAUAGAUUCAAACGUAUACGAGAUGAUUUUCAUGAUAUACAAGAAAAAAAACGUCCUAAAUUAACACCAACAAUUAAUAAUAAUUCAUCAGCAUUAUCAAAAAAUGCACUUAUGUUAUUACACGAACUUAAACCAUCAAUUGAAUAUAAACUUAUGGCACAAACAGGUCCAUCUCAUCGACCUAUGUUUACUAUGGCUGUUGAACUUAACGGACAAGUAUUUGAAGGUAUAGCUCAAACAAAGAAAGAAGCUAAACAAGCAGCUGCUGAAAAAGCACUUCGAUCAUUUUCUCAAAUAUCUUUUCCAUUGUCUAAUAAUUUAAUAAAUGAUUUCAUACCAAUAAAUAUUAAUAAUAAUCUAUCAAAUAAAUCUAUUGAAAAUAAUGAUAAUAAUAUUCAAUUAAAUAUUUCUGAAUCAUAUGAAAAUCAAAAUAAUCUAAAUCCAUUUUAUCUUCUUAAACAACUUAAACAAAAUUUUCAAUGUGAAGAAAUUACAAAUGAAAUAAUAUCUGAACAAAAUGAAUUUAAAUUUACUAUUAUUAUUGAUGAUGAACAUUUUAUUGGUAUAGGAGAAAAUAAAAAUAUAGCUAAAACAAAAGCAGCACAAUAUGCUUUAGAAAAAUUAUUUGGCAUGUCUUUUAAUAAAAAAGGUAAAAAAUAUAUUAUUCAAUUGAAUAGAAAAUAUAAUUCUUGUUUAAUAUAUCUUCGUUUUUGUGAGUUCAUUAAAAGAAUUGGAUUAGCUUAUGGUAAUAAAGCUUUUUAUUUCCAUUCAUGUUAA
This is a messenger RNA of Rotaria sp. Silwood2, 981 nucleotides long. The record is from the annotation of a GenBank genome assembly. NCBI's taxonomy places the organism in Eukaryota, Metazoa, Rotifera, Eurotatoria, Philodinida, Philodinidae.